AUGUCUGUGAGAGUCAGCCGAAGCGUAAACUACAGUAGCGGCGGCGGUGUCGCUCUGGGUCGCUUCGGAUCGGCCACUGGGAUGCAUUUCUCCGGAAUCGGCGGUGGGAGCUCGCGCGCGUCCCAGUCCUAUGGAAGCCGCUCACCAAGCGUGUACGGAGGCGCAGGGGGAUACGGCACGCGCAUCUCCAGCGCUGUGUCUUCAGUCUCCAUGGCAGCACCAGGUGGAGACAUGGCGGUGUGUGUCGUCAAUGAGAAGCACACCAUGCAAAAUCUCAACCACCGCCUGGCAUCUUACCUCGAAAAGGUAAAGUCAUUAGAGGCAGCAAAUCGGAAACUGGAGCUACAGAUCAAAGAUUUUUUUGAGAAGAGGUCUCCUGUACACGUCAAGGACCUCACUGUCUACAACGUCACUAUUGAAGACCUCCGCAAACAGAUUAUGGCCAGGAUUACGGAAAAUUCCAGGAUAACUCUGCAUAUUGAUAAUGCAACUCUGGCUGCUGAGGACUUCCAGUUGAAGUAUGAGAAUGAGGUGAGCAUGCGCAUGUCUGUAGAGGCGGACAUAGCUCGUCUGAAGGGGGUCCUGGCAGAACUCAAGAUGGCCUUUGGAGACCUGGAGAUCCAGAUCAAGGGGCUGAGUGAAGAGCUGGUCUGGCUCAAAAAGAACCAUGAGGAGGAGCUCCAGGUGCUUAGGGUCCAGCAAAGUGGUUCUGUCCACGUGGAGCUGGACUGUGCUCCCCCUCAGGACCUGGAGAGGGUUAUGCGGGAGAUGAGGGAACAAUAUGAGGCGGUGAUCCAGAAGAACCACAGAGAUGCAGAAAAAUGGUUUGAGGGCAAGGUGGAGGUGGUCCGAAGCCAGGUGACCACCAGCGUCACUGAGGUCAAGUCCUCUCAGACGGAGGUGACUGACUUAAAGAGAACCUUCCAGAAUCUGGAGAUUGAGCUGCAAGGACUCCUUACACAGAAAUCUAGCCUGGAGCAGCAGCUGUCGGAGGUGGGUGGCCGCUACGGCCUGCAGCUGAGCCAGCUCCAGCUGCAUAUCGACAGCCUGGAGGCCGAGCUCCAGCAGCUCAGUGUCAGCAUCCAGCAGCAGGCCGCCGAGUACCAGCUCCUGCUGGACAUCAAGAUGAGGCUGGAGAUAGAGAUCGCAGAGUACCGCCGGCUCCUGGACGGAGAGGGAUGCAUGAGGAGCACCACCUCAAUGACUUCAUCAAUGAGUUCCUCUGUUACCACAACGACAACCAAGGAGAUCUCCAAAGUUGAGGUGGUGGAGGUUGAGGAGGAGGAGGAGGAUGAGUACAACCCUCACAGACAGCGGAGGGUGAAGGUCAUCGUGGAGGAGAUGGUGGACGGCGUGGUAGUGUCCUCCUCCGUAGACGAGAAGCUCCAGGAAAUGGCCUAG
Molecule: messenger RNA, 1401 nt
Organism: Clupea harengus (Atlantic herring)
Lineage: Eukaryota; Metazoa; Chordata; Actinopteri; Clupeiformes; Clupeidae
Gene: krt99
Product: keratin 99
Cellular component (GO): cytoskeleton
Molecular function (GO): structural molecule activity
Source: RefSeq, a predicted model, not a curated record